AUGAGGUGGCUCCUGCCCUGGACGCUGGCAGCGGUGACCGCAGCCGCCGCCACGGGCAGCGCCCUGGCCACGGCCCUCUCCGCGGCCCCCACGGCCAUGGCCUCCACCCCCGCGCCGCUGGAGGACACGUCCUCACGCCCCCAGUUCUGCAAGUGGCCGUGCGAGUGCCCGCCGUCCCCGCCACGCUGCCCGCCGGGCGUCAGCCUGGUCACCGACGGCUGCGAGUGCUGCAAGGUGUGCGCCCAGCAGCUCGGGGACAACUGCACCGAGGCCGCCGUCUGUGACCCCCACCGCGGCCUCUACUGCGACUACAGCGGGGACCGCCCGAGGUACGCAAUAGGAGUGUGUGCACAGGUGGUCGGCGUGGGCUGCGUCCUGGACGGCGUGCGCUACGGCAACGGCGAGUCCUUCCAGCCCAGCUGCAAGUUCAACUGCACGUGCGUGGCGGGCGCGGUGGGCUGCACGCCCCUGUGCCUGCGGGUGCGCCCGCCGCGCCUCUGGUGCCGCCUCCCGCGCCGCGUGCGCCUGCCCGGCCGCUGCUGUGAGCGCUGGGUGUGCGACGACCACGCCCGCAGGCCGCGCAAGCCCGCGCCGCGCCACGCCGGAGACCUAGCGAUCCUGGGUGAGGCCGAGCCCUGGCACGGGAACUGCAUUCCCCACACCAGCCCCUGGAGCCCCUGCUCCACCAGCUGCGGCCUGGGCAUCUCCACGCGGGUGUCCAACGCCAACGCCGGCUGCCGGCCCGCGCAGGAGAGCCGCCUCUGCACGCUGCGGCCCUGCGGCCUGGACGUCCGGCCGCGCAUCAAGGAAGGGAAGAAGUGUCUGGCCGUGUACCAGCCGGAGGCGCCCUUGAACCUCACCCUGGCCGGCUGCGUCAGCACGCGCGCCUACAGGCCCAAGUACUGCGGGGCCUGCACAGACGGCAGGUGCUGCGUCCCCUACAAGUCCAAGACCAUCGACGUCGCCUUCCAGUGCCCCGACGGGGCCAGCUUCUCCCGCCCGGUCCUGUGGAUCAACGCCUGCUUCUGCAACCUCAGCUGCCGGAACCCCAACGACAUCUUCGCAGACCUGGACCUCUACCCCGACUUCGCAGAAAUUGCCAACUAG
This is a messenger RNA of Pipistrellus nathusii (Nathusius's pipistrelle), 1107 nucleotides long. The record is from the annotation of a GenBank genome assembly. Lineage: Eukaryota; Metazoa; Chordata; Mammalia; Chiroptera; Vespertilionidae.